Rattus rattus (black rat) is the source of this 1650-nucleotide messenger RNA. RefSeq names its product transmembrane protein 42 (gene Tmem42). The transcript has 3 exons. Bases 667 to 1140 code for a protein of 157 amino acids. The record is from RefSeq and is a predicted model, not a curated record. Lineage: Eukaryota; Metazoa; Chordata; Mammalia; Rodentia; Muridae.
UUAGGGGUUUAUUUGGGUUUUGUUGUUGUUGUUGUUGAUUACUUUACAUGAACUUAGAAGUGGUUCUGAUGGUCCAGGCAGAAUGAGUAAUAAGCGUUAUUCUCUUAGCAGUUUUCCCAAGCUAUGUCCUGUCUAAGCGGCCGGUCUCCAGACCCAUCCUCCUCCGUCCGCAUCCACGAGGGAGCAGAGGUGCCUUGAACGUGCAGAUUGGCUUCAGGAUCAGCAUUUUAGGUGCGCAUCCAUGUAAAGUGGCAGAUAUGGAGCUACAGACUGCCCCGCCUUCUCAGUCGCAGGUUUCCCCUGAAUGCAGGGUUCUUCCUGGCAGGUUCGCCUCAGAGAAAAUUCCCCUCCUCCCCAAGUUCACGUCACCAGCAGAUUCCUCUCUUGGAGUAGGUGCCUCUCGGUUGCACGUCCCUUCAGUGGCGCAAGGUCCUCGCUAACAGAUUCCCAUCCCCCAAGGUUCGCCUGAGCCGCAGGCUCUCCUUAGUCUCCGGUUUGCAUCAGCUGCAGGGUCUCGGCUCCAGAUUCCCUUUAUUCGUAGGCUCGCUUCGGUUCCGGAUUCCCUGCUACGGCAGAUUCGCCUCACCCGCCAGGCUCCGCCCUCGCCGGGCUCACGUCGGGUGGCGGUGUGCGUAGCAGUCGGCUGUGGCGGGCGCAGAGGACCUCAUGGCGGCCCGGCCUCAGUCCUCGGGGGCCGCAGUGUCUGCGGCCGCUUACCCUGACUCACCCGUGGAGUUACCCGCCCGCCUACAGAAGGGCGCGAUGCGGCGCCGCUUCUGGGGCGUGUUCAACUGUAUGUGCGCCGGUGCGUUCGGGGCCCUGGCCGCCGCCGCCGCCAAGCUGGCCUUCGGGAGCCAGGUGAAUAUUGGCUUAUGUGUCUUAGGCAUUAUUGCCAUGGCCAGCACCAAUUCCCUGAUGUGGACCUUCUUUAGCCGCGGGCUCAGUUUCUCUAUGUCUUCGGCCAUUGCGUCUGUCACAGUGACUUUUUCGAACAUACUUUGCUCGGCCAUCUUAGGCUACGUGCUGUAUGGAGAGUGCCAGGAGAUCUUGUGGUGGGGAGGGGUGUUCCUCAUCCUCUGUGGGCUCACCCUGAUCCACAGGAAGUUCCCACCGGACUGGAAGGAGAGCAAGCAGCAGUGAUGACAGUAAAUCCACUGUAAAGAUAACCAUGAUACCCAGCCAUGGGUCCGCAAGUAGGACUGCUUCCAGGGCAGCCUGGGAGUGCAGCCCUGUCAGCCACAGGGAGGUGCCAGACCAGACCCUGGCCUCUGACCACCUCACAGCUUGAAGGCUAAAGCAUUAGCUCCUGUAAGGGGAAGAUGACUACCACAGCAUGAGGCCCAAGUCCUUCAGUAUUGGUAUAGGGCCUUGAUUCUUAUGCACCGGGGAGUCCUGGAAGACUUUGUGAUCUUGGGUUGCACAGCAACUUGGCAGGUACCUGAAAAAAAAAAAAAAAAACAAACAAAACACGUGGUUAGAAUCCUGCCACCUGACCAGGGUCCUUCAUGUAGCCCAGCACUGACAGCUGGCAGGGCCUCCUGACAAAACAACAAACAUGUAUUGUGUCAUGCCUUAGGUCAUCUGUGAUGCCUAUGAAUCCAAAGCAAAAGAAGGCAACUCGGGCUAAUAAACACUUCCUUGUAAGUUAAA